Molecule: messenger RNA, 582 nt
Organism: Entamoeba nuttalli P19
Lineage: Eukaryota; Evosea; Mastigamoebida; Endamoebidae
Product: cyclin, domain containing protein
Exons: 1
Coding region: 1-582 (193 amino acids)
Source: RefSeq, a predicted model, not a curated record
AUGAAUGAAGAUGAACAAUCUUUAAAACAACCUAAUCAACUAAGAGAAAAACCUAGAGGUAGUAUUGAAUUUGUUCCUGCAGGAAUAAACAGAAAUGACCCUGUUAAAGUUGAUGAAAAGUCUCAUUAUGUUGUCACUCUUCCUAAUGAAAUAAGUCCUAGUAAAAUUUGUACACGUUGCCAAGAAUAUAUUUCAAGUGAAAUGUCAAGUUUUAAGAGUGAUUUAGCGAAUUUAGUCGACUGUGGGUUAAGUCAAUAUUAUCAAGGCAAUGGGUUAAAUGAAGACAAUGAGAUAUUUAGUGACGAUGAUUGUGAUUUUAGUAUUGAUAAAGAAAAAUAUUUGUAUCUUGUCAUAAACUCUAAAAGAGAAUUUAUGUCUAAUUUUUAUGCAGAAAAAGGAAGGACGGUAAAUGGUUCCAUGAGAGCUAAAGUCAUUCAAAUGCUCAUGGAAGAAAAUUGUCAUGAAACAGAUUUUGUCAUUGACCAAGUUGUAGCGAUUUUUGAUCAUUUUUUAGCUGUAACACCAAAUUUUGCAGUGUUUGGUAUUUUAUUUAUUUUAAACAAUAUCAGUAAUAUUGACUAA